Molecule: messenger RNA, 312 nt
Organism: Heterobilharzia americana
Lineage: Eukaryota; Metazoa; Platyhelminthes; Trematoda; Strigeidida; Schistosomatidae
Source: the annotation of a GenBank genome assembly
AUGGUUUGGUAUGAUUUUUACACAGCAUGGUUUGUUUUAAUGGCUCAGAUCUCAGGGACAUCGCGGUCAUUUGUAGGACAUUAUCUGUUGAGGAGAUCGAUAAUGGAUGACUUUGAAAGUUUCAAGGUGCAGUAUUCAGCUAGGGAAGCUGAUCUACGGACAAAAUAUGAAAAUACUAUUCAAGAAAUGGGAUUACAACAUGAAGAGAUAAAGACGAAAUUAGAGGAGUCAGUAUCCAAAGAGAAGGAUCUGUUUCAACAAAUGCAGGAAGAGCUUCAUAGAGACUUCAAAGUCGCCUGGAUUUGGCCUUAA